Molecule: messenger RNA, 1697 nt
Organism: Pelagomonas calceolata
Lineage: Eukaryota; Pelagophyceae; Pelagomonadales; Pelagomonadaceae
Source: the annotation of a GenBank genome assembly
AUGGCGCGGCCUCGAGUAAUCCUUGGGCUGCUGUGUGCAGCUACCACUGCUAAUGCUCUUUUGGCACCGGCCGUGCCGCCGCGGCGCGCGGCGCCGCUCCACGUCAUCGAGACUGAGUCCAGCACAGACGAAAAAGAGAUUUUCAGCGAGACGACGUCUAUCUCCGGCGCUCUUGCCGAGCUUUGGCAAGUCCUUGCGAACCCGCCGCCGCCCGGAGACUUCCGAGCGAUGUAUUUCCCGAACUGCGAAGACUUGAAGCGGCCGCAGACCUUCCAAGCCUUGUUCGAGCAUCUCGAGGUCUGCAAAGACUCGUCGCAGCGAGCCACAGCGUGGAAAUCAAAUUUCGGGCGCCCCACCCAUCAGCGCACGGCUUGAUGUCACUGGUUGGUUUCCACACAGGAACUUUGGAGCGCACAUCCACGCGAUGCCAGGCCCUGCUAACAGCAUCAUCGUAAAAAACGUGCCGCGGUCGACCAACGCGGACGUGUGGGACGAGUGGGCUGACGAAGACGAGGAUGAUGAUUUCUUGAGCCCCGAGAUGCGCGAGCGGCUCAAGGCGCUCGACGCGGAGACCGCGCCGCCGGUGGAUAAAUGUCCUAUCCAGCACGACCUCGGCGACGACGACGCCCUGAAGUGCUCGAAGGACUGGGUGAACGCAAUCGUGAGCGAUGCGGGCAUUUGCCCCUUUAGCCUGUCGGCUGACCGCGCCGGCUUACCUCUAGGAGACGUACGAUACGACGUUAGCACCUGUGUGAAAAUCAAAUCAAAUUUUCAGGCGCCCCACGCCAUCGACGCGACAACAUCACUCACUGGUUGCUUUCCACACAGGUAACUCGUGCCGACGAUACGGAGACGUGCUUCCAAUGGUUCUGGAAGGAGGUGCAAUGGCUCGAGGACCACCCUCGACACGCGACGUCGCUGCUCCUGAUGACAAAUCCGUACUGGGCCAGUAACUUUGACGCGUUUGAGCAAUUUGGCGACGCACUAACGCAAGCCCUCCAAUCGGCCACGGAAUCAAAGGUCGAAGGAUUGGGCUUCGAGGGCCAGAUCCAGCUCGUUUUCUUUCAUCCUCAAUACGUGUUCCGAGACGUGCUCUUGCGGCGUCCUUUAUUAUCUUUGCGUUGUUCGCGUUGGCAUCGCGUGCCACGUCCACGUCGCGUCGAUGGCGCCACGCGCCACGCCAUCGACGUGAUGCCCCACGCAGGGUGGCGAACGCGCGGGGGCGGAUGCUGCGGCCAAUUACGGAAGACGGUCACCGAUUCCUAUGAUCAACAUCCUCCGCACGCCUCAGGUGAAGGCGGCGCAGAAGGGCUUGCCGACUGGGCUCGUGUAUUCACAAAACGAGGAGACGCUCGGCGACAUCGGCACCGAAAAACUCGAGGAAAUGCUGCGCACGCUCGACUGGAGCGCGGUCAACGACGUGAAAGUAGAUAGGUCGCAAGUCGAGGUCCUCAAGAUCGCCCGAAAAAUGAUGGCGCAGGGCGGAGGCAUCAAGGCGACAGACGACCUCACGCUCACUGGUGGAGCUGCGGCGGCGGCGGCGGAAACAGUUGCGGCGGCGGCGGAGACCGCUGAAAUUGUCGUCGCGGACUGGGCGUCGGCCGUCGACGAAGCGUCGGGGAAUACUUACUACUACAACACGAAGACGGGCGCGACUUCGUGGGUCUGGCCGCCAGAAUAGGCUUUGUGUAACAUAC